UUUCAGAUUGUUGUGUCCCUUUUCUCCCUCAGCUGACUUAGACGCAUCCAAGGAUAAUUGGGACUCAGAACCUGAGCAUCUCAGGUGGACAGCUGACCCAUCUCCCCCAGGACCGGCGGCGCUUCCGCUUCCGGUGGGGCCGUCCCUAGCGGCGGAGAUGUCGGCUACUGCGGCGGAGGCCGCGGCCUCGGGCUCUGGAGAACCCCGGGGAGAGGCUGAAACCCCCAGCCCCGCCUGGGAUGAGUCCCAACUGCGUAGUUAUACCUUCCCGACCCGGCCUAUCCCGCGUCUGAGUCAGAGCGACCCGCGGGCGGAGGAGCUUAUCGAGAAUGAGGAGCCUGUGGUGCUGACCGACACAAAUCUUGUGUAUCCUGCCCUAAAAUGGGACCUUGAAUACCUGCAAGAAAAUAUUGGCAACGGAGAUUUCUCUGUGUACAGUGCCAGCACCCACAAGUUCUUGUACUAUGAUGAGAAAAAGAUGGCUAAUUUCCAGAACUUUAAGCCGAGAUCCAACAGGGAAGAAAUGAAAUUUCAUGAGUUUGUUGAGAAGCUGCAGGAUAUACAGCAGCGAGGAGGUGAAGAGAGGUUGUAUCUGCAGCAAACACUCAAUGACACUGUGGGCAGGAAGAUUGUCAUGGACUUCUUGGGUUUUAACUGGAACUGGAUUAAUAAGCAACAGGGAAAGCGUGGCUGGGGGCAGCUGACCUCUAACCUGCUGCUUAUUGGCAUGGAAGGAAAUGUGACACCUGCUCACUAUGAUGAGCAGCAGAACUUCUUUGCUCAGAUAAAAGGCUACAAGCGAUGCAUUUUGUUCCCUCCGGAUCAAUUUGAGUGCCUCUAUCCAUAUCCUGUUCAUCAUCCAUGUGACAGACAGAGCCAGGUGGACUUUGACAAUCCUGACUACGAGAGGUUCCCCAAUUUCCAGAACGUGGUUGGUUACGAAACAGUGGUUGGCCCUGGUGAUGUUCUUUACAUCCCAAUGUACUGGUGGCAUCACAUAGAGUCAUUACUAAAUGGGGGGAUUACCAUCACUGUGAACUUCUGGUAUAAGGGGGCCCCCACCCCUAAGAGAAUUGAAUAUCCUCUCAAAGCCCAUCAGAAAGUGGCCAUAAUGAGAAACAUUGAGAAGAUGCUUGGAGAGGCCUUGGGGAACCCACAAGAGGUGGGGCCCUUGUUGAACACAAUGAUCAAGGGCCGAUACAACUAGCCUGCCAGGAGUCGAGGCCUCCUGCCAGGUGACUGCUAGCCCGUCCACACCGCUUCAUUGAUGAGGACAGGAGACUCCAAGCGCUAGUAUUGCACGCUGCACUUAAUGGACUGGACUCUUGCCAUGGCCCUGGAGGCAGGUGUUCGGGGCAAGGCAGGGUGGUUGGCACUCCACUCCCAUUCGGAGGGACUUCUUACCCUUGCCUCUGUGCCCCAGCACCUUCCCUCUCUGCCCCCUAAAGUCCUGUAUUCAGUGUGUGGAGUCCCCA
This is a messenger RNA of Hippopotamus amphibius kiboko, 1475 nucleotides long. RefSeq names its product hypoxia inducible factor 1 subunit alpha inhibitor (gene HIF1AN). Gene Ontology annotation, biological process: negative regulation of Notch signaling pathway; peptidyl-aspartic acid hydroxylation. The transcript has 9 exons. Gene Ontology annotation, molecular function: [protein]-asparagine 3-dioxygenase activity; peptidyl-histidine dioxygenase activity; ankyrin repeat binding. Bases 158 to 1207 code for a protein of 349 amino acids. The record is from RefSeq and is a predicted model, not a curated record. NCBI's taxonomy places the organism in Eukaryota, Metazoa, Chordata, Mammalia, Artiodactyla, Hippopotamidae. Gene Ontology annotation, cellular component: nucleus; cytoplasm.